Epinephelus lanceolatus (giant grouper) is the source of this 2850-nucleotide messenger RNA. RefSeq lists its product as uncharacterized. Lineage: Eukaryota; Metazoa; Chordata; Actinopteri; Perciformes; Serranidae. The record is from RefSeq and is a predicted model, not a curated record. Gene Ontology annotation, biological process: regulation of transcription by RNA polymerase II. Gene Ontology annotation, cellular component: nucleoplasm. Gene Ontology annotation, molecular function: RNA polymerase II cis-regulatory region sequence-specific DNA binding; DNA-binding transcription repressor activity, RNA polymerase II-specific.
GCCACCGUGGAACAGACAUGGCUCCUAUCUGUGUCAGCUUCUGUCCAUUUGGGACGUUGUGAUGGGAGUCCUCGUCGAGCUUUGUUUUCCAGUCACCGGAAACAUCGAACUGUUAAAUCUACUUUACAUUUAUAGAGACGAAACUUAAACCCAGGAUGUGCUCCGUCCUCGGAUGUAGCUCGUGGCGUCGCGGUGCGCAACGGUUCAAGUUACCGGAGGAUCCAGAGAGGAGGCUGGAGUGGGUCCAGUUCAUUCUGGAAGUCAACGGUCAGCGGCUGAAAGAAUCGUCCUGGACUGAUAUCACCAUCUGCAGACACCAUUUCACUGAGGACUGUUUCAUAAACCAGACUCAAAGCGGGACGGUCCAGCUGAAGUCCGGUGCUGUCCCAUCACUGUGUGUCAAGUCAGACCCCGACGAGCCUGAACCGGAUCCGGAGCCUAUAGAAACCAGAGAAGCUGCUUCUCAGUGCGAUCAGCCUGAAACAUGUGAUAGUCCAUCUUCCUCCUCUGAAGAAUCAGAGCAAUUUUCAAACGCUGCCCAAGGAAGCCCCGCACCAUGUGAAGCUUCAGACGUGGUCAUGCCUGAUAAUGGUCAGAUGCUGCAAAACAUUGAAAACUUUGAUAUGAUCAGGAAAAAAGCUGCACUUCUGCAGAUGAAAGGGAAGUACGUUGUGAACGAGAAACGUCUCCUCCAGUUGUUCAGCCACAAGUGCCCGUUGUGUGGCUCUAAAUUAAAGAUGGAGAAGGUCACCUAUGGGGUGGUCAUCAUCUUGAACCAACAGUGCCUCAAGUGUAAAUACAGACACCAAUGGAAAAACCAACUCAAUGCUAAAGCCCCAACAGGUGAAGAGCAAGACCUGAUGGAAGUAGUGGAAGUAGACUUAACUCCAGAGGGCCAACAGACAACCGAUGAUAUCACAGGCGUGUCUGAGAUUGUCACUGUUAUCGGUGAGAGGGAUGAUUCCAUGGAUGAAACGGAGGAAUCGGGCAACGAAGGUGAAAUGGAUUCAGACGAGGAUUGGAAUCCAGCGGACAGGAUUUCAUUGGCUUCCAAGCUUCGUGAUAAAACUAAGGAGGAAAGUGAAGAUGAAGAGGAAGAGGAAGAUGAAGAUGAAGAGGAGAAGCAAGAAUAUGAUGACUAUCCUCCACUCCCCCUCAGAUUCAGUCAGCUCUGCACAGAGUGUGGAAAGUUUGUGAAUAAACACAAGCCUCACACGUGUGAGCACAAAAUUAAACCCUAUGCUUGCAAUAUAUGUGGAAAAAGAUGCGUUAGCGAGAACGCGCUGAAUUUUCACAGCAGAGUCCACGACGAAAACUAUGAAUAUCAAUGUAAAUUCUGCCAUGCUACAUUCAAAACAAAGGCGGGUAAAUUCACCCACGAGCAGAUCCACAUAACUCAAGGAAGACCGUAUAAGUGUCCUGACUGCUCAGAGACAUUUGCCACAAAUAAAGAACGUGCAGUCCACCUGGAGGAACACAGAGGCCCCCGACAGGUGGAGUGUCACAUCUGUGGCAUUGAAUUCCGUUCGCCACCUUAUCUCCAGAGACACCUAGCUGUGCACACGGGAGUGAAGCCGUUUAAGUGUUCAGUGUGCCAGCGCGGCUUCAACCAGGCAGGUCACCUGAAAUCCCACAUGCGUCUGCACACAGGAGAGAGGCCUUUUAAGUGUCAGCAUUGUGACAAAUGCUUCAAUCACAACGUGAGCUUGAAGAGUCACGUCCAGCGUUACCACUCAUCCAAUCCUGCACCUGAACGGAAGAAGGGUAAAAGAAAGAAAACUGUGAGCGACGCUGCUGAUGCUCAGGAGAAUGGGAACAAGAGAGGUGGAGAUUCAGGGCUCAACAAUGUAGAAGAAGAACAAGACACAGAGGAGGAAGUGCAGGAGAUAAUAUGCAGACCUCUGAAUAAAAGUAGAAGCACAGGUAGACCCAUAGGUAGGCCUAAGACGAAAGCAGCAAAUGCUCAAGGCCAGCGUUCAAACAGUAAGACUGCCAAAGCGAAGGCACGGAAGCGAAAGAGAUCACAUUACAGUGAUGAAGAAAGUGAGGACGAGCUGACGGAGGAAAAUAGUGAGAUAGUGACAUCGAGCACAAGCUGAUGAAGAGGAAACGCCAAUAAUCCUGAGAGUGACAGAAAAAGGUACAGCAGCCAGAACAGUGGUAACAACUCAGGGAAGUGCAGGGGACGACCAAGAAAGAAUCAAGUCGUUGAAGACACUUAUAAAGACAUUUAAAAAGUUAUUGAGCUGAGGACUUAUUAAGAUAAAUACAGUUCAGAGUGUCAUACAGACGUGGACGGUUUUUCAUGACAUAUUUGAAUAAUAUAACAUGAGAAACUAAACAUGCACACUCAGGCUGGGGACUUCUCAAACUUCAUUAAGACAUCAUGUCACUUUGAUUUCAAGAUACUUUUGAAUCCUGUUCACUGAUGUGUAUACCAUGAAACUAAUCUAGGCAAAUUAGAUUAAACUUUGUUGAUGUUUAGCACCAGUUUCAGUUUUCCUUUGUGUUAUAAUGUUCAAUAACUCCAUAACACCAUUAUGUACUGCAUAGGAAGCAAAUACAGUGAGGACAAUGUGUCGAUACUGUGAUAUCAGUCAAGAUGUUGUCUUAGAUUCUGGAUAUUGUAAAAUAGUAAGAGUUGUCGAAAACAGUGUGUAAAUAUUUUGUUAAAGCAUCAGUAGUCAACCCUACAAUAUCACUGUGAUAUACACCCAGUGGCCACUUUAUUAGGCACACCUGUUGGAGUCCAAUGCAGCAGCUCUGUCAUGUAGUCUACCUUUACAAAGUCUAUAAUGUUCAGUUUUUGUUGACAUUGUCAUUGUCAGAAAGAGGGGCAGAAUACAUAUA